This is a messenger RNA of Styela clava, 2488 nucleotides long. NCBI's taxonomy places the organism in Eukaryota, Metazoa, Chordata, Ascidiacea, Stolidobranchia, Styelidae. The record is from RefSeq and is a predicted model, not a curated record.
UUAUGAUCAAUAUUUAAGGGAAGAAGAAAUUAAAGCAUUGCGAAUGUGAUAGCAUGAAUUGAUGGAUGGAACAAUUGAUUUUGUCAAUACUUCUUUAUUGAGAUGUUGAUCGGGGCUAUAAAAUUAACAUAAAACUGUUCUUUUGUAGCACCAGUUCAUUUGAUGUUUAAAAUAUGUGGAUUUUGGAAGAGGUUGCAAACAAGUUUGGCGUUGGUGAAGGAGCAGUCAAGUUAUUACUGACUUUAUACAUAGUCUACAUAUUUGGAGCAAUUCACAGAAGAUUUUUCUUCAAGACUCCAGCUUAUGUCCAGCAUAUUUAUUUCACAAUAAUUGGACUUUCUCUAAUCUAUUGGAAUUAUGGCAAUGGAUUUAUUCAUUCAAUCAUCUGCAUCACUGCACAGUGGCUGAUUUUCAAAGUCAUUGGAACUCCAACAGCAUGUGUGGCUAUAUCAUUUCCAUUUCAAUUGGCUUAUCUCGUUGCUGGCUAUGUUGCGACUUCAACUGAAGGAUAUGAUAUUAAUUGGACGAUGCCACACUGUGUCUUAAUGAUGCGACUUAUAGGUUUGGCAUUUGAUAUAUAUGAUGGCCAUCGUGAUCAGGAGAAGGUCACCCCUGAACAGAAGACAUUGCUCAUUAAUGAUGUUCCAUCUCUUCUUGAAAUGUUUGGUUAUUGUUAUUUUUAUGGAGGAUAUAGUGUUGGGCCACAGUUUCCAAUCCGAAGGUUCCGCGAAAUGGUUAAUGGUGAACUUACAGAUAGUCCAGGAAGAAGACCAAAAUCUGUUGUUCCUGCUUUGCGAAGAUGUAUAUCUGGCACCACUAUUCUUGCGCUUCAACUGGCAUGUGAUGCAUAUUUUCCAGAGAAAAUGUUGUUUAAUAAAGAUUUUGAGGAAUCAAGUUUCUGGUGGCGAGUGUUUGUCGUUGGUGUCAGGGGUCAUGUUUUAUUUUACCAAUACAUGUCAAUAUGGAUAAUAAAUGAAGGUGUUUGUAUAAUGAGUGGACUUGGUUAUCACAAAGUUGAUGAAGUGCAAUGGGAUGCUGUUAGAAACGUUCGAGUGAGAAAAUUCGUUACUGCCAAGAGUUUUCAAGAUAUGAUUGAUUCAUUCAAUAUAAAUACAAACCAAUGGGUGGCAAGGUAUGUUUUCAAACGUCUGCGUUUCCUUGGAAACAAGACUGUGUCUCAUCUUUCUACACUGUUUUUCCUGGCUAUAUGGCAUGGAUAUCAUGAAGGAUAUUUCACUUGUUUUUUCUAUGAAUAUAUUGUGAUGACCGUCGAAAGACCGUUGCGAGCAGAGUUGAAAGAUACAUCCAUUUAUAAAUCUCUGAUCGCUUCCAAAUCUACUUCUUGGAUUCCCAACCUCAUUGGUUUCCUAUAUGUCAAACUUCUAUUCGGAUAUUGUGUCCUUGACUUCUCUCUACGGAAGUGGAAAAUUUAUGCACCGAUAUACAGGUCCAUUUUCUACUAUGGGCAUUGUGUCUACUUCAGUCUCUGGAUAAUUCUGAAGAUCAGAGCAUCUAUGAAGCAAAAGCAACAGAAGGAGAGCAAACUCGAAUGAGAAUCUAUGAACUACAAACACUAUGCAGAUUAACAGCUUUAGACAAGUUUUAGACUGUUUUUAAUAUAUGUUUACUGACAAUUUAUUCAACUUUAAAUAAUAAGAUUCCGUUCCAUCAAUUGUAAUCAAGUCCUGAAAAAAACCUCAAUUUUGAUUUCGCAUUAUACUUGUUAUAAUGCAAGAAAUGUGUUAUUUUGAUAUUGCAUUCCAUAAUUAAUUAAUCUUUCAAAAGUGAACUUAGCAUUGAUUGAAAGAACCCUCUGCUGGUUUAUUCUGCAUUCCCAGACUUAUGCUUAUCGUUGUUAAACUAUUCAAACAAAACGCCUCUAGUAGUACAUGGAAGUAGGGUAUAUAUCUAGUUAUAUGGGCGCUCCAGAAGUAUGUGUACCAAUACGGAGGUAGCUAAUUUUGUUUGCCUACUUUACAUCAAGUUGUAUAAAGGGACUGAAACCUAUGGGCAGGGGGUAUAUUCACACAGACAGUUCCCGAACUCGUAAUAGAACUAAAAAAAGGAAAAUUGGAAUGAAAUUAUGCCCUAACCUGGUACACAUACUACGAAUUAACGUUAUAUGGACCGUUAUGGGGACACAGCGGCGACUUUUUCUUGGCGAAAACUUUUUUUCCAAGUUGAGGAAUUUCAUCUUGAAUACGGCUAAUAAAUGAUACAAGUAUAUGCAGAGUUUUGAAUAUAUAGCUACCUGUUGUUAUAUUGUUGGAUUGGUAUUAUGAUUUUAUUUGAAGUGAAAGUACUUAGGAAAAAUGAGAUUUGAAAUAAUAUACUAAUACUAACUGUAUCAAAUUCAUAUGUAUCAUAGCAAUGAUUGCUUCAAACCAUGUCUCAUUAUUUCAAUUUCUACUUUUUGGUAGUCAUAUUUAUUACUACGGCCUGCAUUAUUUUUUAUAAAUGCAUUUAGCAUAAGCAUGAAAAGUUUGAA